GACGUUCGAUCGCCGCGAAGCAUCAGCGCUCGGCACUUCCGAAACUGUUAGCACCAGUAGCAAGGAAGGUUGCUUAGUCGUGUGCAGCCUAGACAAUGUCCCAAGAUUCUGGCUCUAUAUCAGAGGAAGAACGCAGUUUGUUCCGUCCGUUCACGCGGGAAUCACUAGCAGCGAUCGAGGUUCGCAUUGCCGAGGAACUUGCUAAGCAAAAAGAGCUCGAGAAAAAACGAGCCGAAGGCGAGGUAAGGGGUUAUGGACGGAAGAAAAAGAAAAAAGAAAUUCGAUAUGACGAAGACGACGAGGACGAGGGUCCACAGCCGGACCCGAUGUUCGAGCAAGGAGGUCCCCUCCCGGUCCGAAUGCACAACGACUUUCCCCCCGAGCUGGCCUCCGUACCUCUUGAAGAUAUUGAUUCUUUUUACCAUAAUCAAACGACAUUCGUGGUCAUCAGCAAGGGCAAGGACAUAUUCAGGUUCUCCGCGACGGACGCCCUGUGGUUCCUCGAUCCCUUUAAUCCAAUCAGGCGGGUGGCCAUCUACAUACUGGUCCAUCCCCUUUUCUCUCUCUUCAUCAUUACUACCAUUUUGGUUAACUGCAUACUCAUGAUCAUGCCCACGACGCCCACCGUCGAAUCCACCGAAGUCAUAUUUACGGGCAUCUACACAUUCGAGUCCGCCGUUAAGGUGAUGGCGAGGGGUUUCAUUUUGCAGCCUUUUACCUAUCUUAGGGACGCAUGGAAUUGGCUCGACUUCGUAGUUAUAGCUUUAGCUUAUGUGACGAUGGGAAUAGAUCUAGGCAACCUUGCCGCUCUCAGGACAUUUCGAGUCCUCCGAGCCUUGAAGACUGUCGCUAUUGUACCAGGUCUCAAAACUAUUGUCGGUGCUGUGAUAGAGUCAGUGAAAAAUCUACGCGAUGUGAUAAUCCUAACGAUGUUCUCCCUCUCCGUCUUUGCGCUGAUGGGCCUUCAGAUUUACAUGGGGGUGCUCACGCAAAAGUGUAUAAAGAAUUUUCCCGAGGACGGCUCAUGGGGUAAUCGCACCCACGAGAACUGGGAGAGAUUUGUCAGUAACGAAACUAAUUGGUAUGGCAAGGACGACGCGGGAAAUUAUCCACUGUGCGGGAAUUCGUCCGGAGCUGGGCAAUGUCCACCGGAUCACACGUGCUUGCAAGGCUACGGGGGCAAUCCGAACUACGGGUACACGAGCUUCGACACCUUCGGCUGGGCGUUUUUGUCCGCCUUUAGACUGAUGACCCAGGAUUACUGGGAAAACCUUUACCAGCUGGUACUCAGAUCUGCCGGGCCCUGGCACAUGCUCUUCUUCAUCGUCAUCAUAUUCCUCGGCUCGUUCUACCUCGUCAACUUGAUUCUCGCCAUUGUCGCGAUGUCGUACGACGAGUUGCAAAAGAAGGCCGAGGAGGAGGAGUUGGCCGAAGAACAGGCAAUCAGGGAAGCAGAGGAGGCGGUGCUGGCGAAGGAGAAAAAGUUGGCCGACCAGGCGGAGGCUCGAGCGGCGGCCGCCGUGGCCGCGAGCGGCAUCGUCAAGUCGCCCUCGGACUUUUCCUGCCACAGCUACGAGCUGUUCGUCGGCCAGGAAAAGGGCAACGACGACAACAACAAGGAACGCAUGAGCAUCCGCUCGGUCGAGUCCAUCAGCGAGCACAGGGUCAAAAUAUCCGGCAACAACUACAACGUCAGCUCGUCCACUACCACCAAAGUCCGCAAAGUCAGCGCCGCCAGCCUUAGCCUACCGGGCAGUCCGUUCAACAUCCGACGGGGCAGCCGGGGCAGUCACCAGUUCACGAUACGCAACGGCCGGGGCCGGUUCGUGGGCCCACCGGGUGGGGAUCGCAAGCCCCUGGUCCUGUCGACGUACCAGGACGCCCAGGAGCACCUGCCUUACGCGGACGACUCGAACGCCGUGACGCCCCUGUCCGAGGAGAACGGGGCCAUCAUCGUGCCCGUCUACUACACCAGCCUCGGCUCGAGGCACUCGUCCUACACAUCUCACGCCUCGAGGCUCUCGUACACCUCGCACGGCGACCUCCUCGGUGGUCCCGGCGCAACCAAGGAGAGCAGGUUGCGCAGCAGGUCCGCCAGACCGCCCUCCGUCAAUGGCCACUCGGUCACCACAGCUGACAGUUACCAGAAGCACCAUUACGUUAGUCGGGAGGGCGAUACGGACGAUCCGCUUGGCAAAGUUAAGCAGCAGGACAAUCCGUUUAUAGAACCCACGCAGCAACAGCCCGUCGUCGAUAUGAAAGAUGUUCUGGUGUUGAAUGACAUCAUCGAGCAAGCUGCUGGUCGGCAAAGUCGAACAUCGGAUCAAGGAGACGACGAUGAGGAGGGCCCGACCUUCAAAGAGAAAGCCCUGGCCGCGCUGUUGCGCUGCAUCGAUAUAUUUUGCGUCUGGGAUUGCUGCUGGGUUUGGCUCAAGUUUCAGGAAUACAUAGCACUCGUGGUCUUUGAUCCGUUCGUCGAGCUCUUCAUCACGCUCUGCAUCGUCGUCAACACCCUCUUCAUGGCCCUCGAUCACCACGACAUGGACAAGGAGAUGGAGAAGAUCCUCAAGUCCGGAAACUACUUCUUCACCGCGACGUUUGCCAUCGAGGCCACCAUGAAGCUCAUAGCCAUGAGUCCAAAGUACUACUUCCAAGAAGGCUGGAACAUAUUCGACUUCAUCAUCGUAGCGCUGUCACUGCUCGAACUCGGUCUCGAGGGCGUCCAAGGCCUCUCGGUCCUGAGAUCAUUCCGAUUGCUCCGUGUGUUCAAACUGGCAAAGUCGUGGCCAACGCUGAAUCUGCUGAUCUCUAUAAUGGGCCGAACGGUAGGAGCCCUUGGCAACCUGACCUUCGUCCUCUGCAUCAUCAUCUUCAUAUUCGCUGUGAUGGGCAUGCAACUUUUUGGAAAAAAUUACACCGACAACGUGGACCGGUUUCCCGGAGGUGAACUGCCUCGCUGGAACUUUACAGAUUUCAUGCACUCGUUCAUGAUCGUCUUUCGAGUGUUGUGCGGCGAAUGGAUCGAAUCUAUGUGGGACUGCAUGCACGUGGGCGACGUCUCGUGCAUACCCUUUUUCCUUGCGACCGUCGUCAUCGGCAAUUUGGUCGUUCUUAAUUUAUUCUUGGCGCUUCUGCUCUCAAAUUUCGGCAGUAGUAAUCUGUCCGCCCCGACAGCGGACAGCGAGACCAACAAGAUCGCCGAGGCCAUCGAUCGGAUAAGCCGGUUCAUCGCAUGGAUAAAGCGCAGCCUGCUCGAUGUGCUUAAAAUGUUGCGGGCCAAAUUCACGAACCAGAUAUCCGAUCAGGCGCCAGGUGAGGGACCGUCCAACAGUUGGAAAGAAGAGCAUGGAAUUGAUCGGGACGCGAAUAUGGAAUUCGCCGAGGGUGAGCUGGACGCUUAUCGGGACAAAAAAAGCGUCAAAGAGCUCAACAGUCAGUUUGAGGUUGCCAUUGGUGACGGUAUGGAGUUUACCAUACACGGUGACCUGAAAAACAAAUUGCGAGGAAACUUGUGCAUCAACAAUACGAACGCCCUUGUGAACGCGAUGAAUCACAGGGACUUCAAACUAGAUGAUUUCAUUCACAACGAAGACGACACCAUUAGUAAUAAAUCGUACGGCAGCCAUAAAAAUCGUUCGUUCAAAGAGAGUCACAAAGGCAGUAUAGACUCUUUAGACGGUGAGGAGAAGAAGGAUGCGAGCAAAGAAGACCUAGAAGAUGAGUUGGACGACGAGGACGAUGAGGGUGACGAGGACGAGGAGGAAGAGGACGAGGGCGAGGGGGGUAUACCCGGGGGUGUGAUAAGAACGGACGAGGAGCUGGACGACUACCCGGCCGAUUGUUGUCCGGACAAUUGUUACAAGCGCUUCCCGUUCCUCGCCGGCGACGACGACGCCCCGUUUUGGCAGAGCUGGGCAAACCUCAGGCUCAAGACUUUCCAGCUCAUCGAGAACAAGUACUUCGAAACCGCCGUCAUUAUCAUGAUUCUCACUAGCAGUUUGGCUCUCGCGUUGGAGGACGUUCAUCUCCAGCAGAGGCCCAUCCUACAGGACGUAUUGUAUUAUAUGGAUCGUAUUUUCACCGUCAUAUUCUUCUUUGAGAUGUUAAUCAAGUGGUUGGCGCUGGGCUUCAAAAAGUAUUUCACGAACGCUUGGUGUUGGCUUGAUUUUAUAAUUGUCAUGGUGUCUCUCAUUAACUUCAUAGCGUCGCUCCUUGGCGCGGGCGGAAUCCAAGCCUUCAAAACAAUGCGGACCCUAAGGGCCCUAAGGCCACUCAGGGCGAUGUCUAGAAUGCAGGGAAUGCGGGUUGUCGUCAAUGCCCUGGUCCAAGCUAUUCCAUCCAUCUUCAAUGUGCUGCUAGUGUGCCUCAUAUUCUGGCUUAUUUUCGCGAUUAUGGGUGUACAAUUGUUUGCUGGAAAAUAUUUCAAGUGCGUCGACGCGAACAAAACUACGCUAAGCUACGAGAUAAUACCAGAUCGCAACGCUUGCAUCGCCGAAAACUACACGUGGGAGAACUCGCCGAUGAAUUUCGACCACGUGGGCAAGGCUUACUUGUGCUUGUUUCAAGUGGCCACCUUCAAAGGCUGGAUCCAAAUCAUGAACGACGCCAUUGACUCGAGAGAAAUAAACAAGCAGCCGAUUCGCGAAACGAACAUUUACAUGUACCUAUAUUUUGUAUUUUUCAUCAUCUUCGGAUCGUUUUUUACUCUCAAUCUGUUUAUCGGAGUUAUCAUUGACAACUUCAACGAGCAGAAGAAAAAAGCCGGCGGCUCGCUCGAGAUGUUCAUGACUGAGGAUCAGAAAAAAUACUACAACGCCAUGAAAAAAAUGGGCAACAAAAAGCCACUGAAGGCUAUCCCCCGGCCGAGGUGGCGGCCCCAGGCGAUCGUGUUCGAAAUAGUGACGGACAAGAAGUUCGAUAUGAUAAUCAUGUUGUUCAUCGGUCUGAACAUGCUGACGAUGACCCUAGAUCAUUACCAGCAGACAGAAACCUUCAGCAACGUGCUCGACUACCUGAACAUGAUAUUCAUUGUGAUAUUCACCAGCGAGUGUUUCUCAAAGGUCUUCGCGCUGCGCUACCACUAUUUCGUGGAGCCCUGGAACCUCUUCGACUUCGUUGUCGUUAUUUUAUCAAUAUUAGGUCUGGUGCUGAGCGACAUAAUCGAAAAGUACUUCGUGUCGCCGACCUUGCUCAGGGUGGUGCGCGUCGCCAAAGUCGGCCGAGUCCUGCGUCUCGUCAAAGGCGCCAAGGGCAUAAGGACCCUGCUGUUCGCCCUGGCCAUGUCGUUGCCGGCCCUGUUCAACAUUUGCCUGCUGCUGUUCCUCGUCAUGUUCAUCUUCGCCAUAUUCGGCAUGUCCUUCUUCAUGCACGUCAAGGACAAGAGCGGUCUUGACGACGUUUACAACUUCAAGACCUUCGGCCAGUCGAUGAUACUCCUUUUUCAAAUGUCGACGUCGGCCGGCUGGGACGGAGUCCUGGACGGUAUAAUAAACGAGGAGGACUGCCAGGAGCCGAACAACGAGAUCGGUUACCCCGGCAAUUGCGGCUCGUCGACAAUCGGCAUAGCCUACCUGCUCUCGUACCUCGUGAUAAGCUUUUUGAUAGUGAUAAACAUGUACAUCGCCGUCAUCCUCGAGAAUUACUCCCAAGCGACGGAGGACGUGCAGGAGGGCCUCACCGACGACGAUUACGACAUGUAUUACGAGAUUUGGCAGCAAUUCGAUCCCGACGGCACCCAAUACAUACGCUACGACCAACUGUCCGACUUCCUCGACGUCCUCGAGCCGCCUCUCCAGAUACACAAGCCCAACAAGUACAAGAUUGUGUCGAUGGAUAUUCCCAUAUGUAAGGGGGACCUUAUGUUUUGCGUGGACAUCCUCGACGCUCUCACCAAGGACUUUUUCGCGCGCAAGGGCAACGCUAUCGAGGAGACCGGCGAGCUCGCGGAGGUGCAAACAAGGCCGGAAGAGGUCGGCUACGAGCCGGUAUCCUCGACCUUGUGGCGGCAGCGCGAGGAGUAUUGCGCGAGGCUCAUACAGAACGCCUGGCGCAAGCACAAGCAGCAGCGCCACGGUGGCGACAGCGACCUCGACGGCCACUGCACGGACCACAGCCACGGGACGGACGGCGACAAUGGCGGCGCCGGUGCCGGCGGCACUCCUCCCAACCACAAUGGCGGCGUAUUAUUGGGAUCGCCGACCGCAACGACGGGGGAUCAACAACAAGGGGGGGAGCCGUCGUCGUCAUUGGGCGACGGGCACGUCCUGCAGACUGCAGUGCUCGUCGAGAGCGACGGCUUCUCCACGAAAAACGGCCACAAGGUCGUCAUACACAGCCGCUCGCCGAGCGUUACCUCGCGCACCGCGGAUGUCUGAUGAACGGAGCCGGCGGCGACGACGGACGCCGCCACCUCGCAACAACAGUACAGUAGUAGUGACGACGAGACUGAUACUCCCACUACCAUCGAUCCGAAAUGAUGAUGAUGAUGGUGACAAACAUUGCCGUCAUUGGUGUAGCGUCACGAUUACGAGUCGCAUGUGUUGCUGUUGUUGCACCCGAGGUGAUGGCGUCGAUGGGAUGCGAUCGACGAUGCAAUUGUAUAUAUAUGCAGUUGUACGUAUACGCGUGGGGACGAUUAACGAACCUGUUGAUAGUCAACACCGCGAUUGUCGAUACACGCAUGUUGACGAUGGCAUCGUCGAUACAAUAGUUUUGCGCUUACGGUGUUGGAGUUACUAUUUUUUGGGGUUGAGGGACCGAUGCAGCGCGAGUGCCGAGGGAGGUGCAUGCCACACGUGUGCGUAUAUACGAGUGAACAAAAAUCAACGAUCAUGGGCCAUUUUUUGUAAUUUUACCUAUGUUGUUUGUAUUUCAUUACAUAUUAUUAUGUAUUAAGUAUACUGUGUUACCUGUUUCGUGAGCCGCGUGACAAGAGGGCCUGUCGGUACGAACAGUGGGGAGGAAAGUUGGAGAGAGGAAGUUGGGGUGCUGGUGUGUGGGAUGUCGCAUUAGGCGUGGGUUCUUUGUUACUUAUCCUUUUCUUUUUCCCUACAUUGUGCUGGUCAUGAAUACGUAUUUUA
Copidosoma floridanum is the source of this 7079-nucleotide messenger RNA. It is a transcript of the gene para, whose product is annotated as sodium voltage-gated channel paralytic. Gene Ontology annotation, biological process: neuronal action potential; sodium ion transmembrane transport; membrane depolarization during action potential. Gene Ontology annotation, molecular function: calcium ion binding; voltage-gated sodium channel activity. The record is from RefSeq and is a predicted model, not a curated record. Lineage: Eukaryota; Metazoa; Arthropoda; Insecta; Hymenoptera; Encyrtidae. Gene Ontology annotation, cellular component: voltage-gated sodium channel complex; plasma membrane.